Molecule: messenger RNA, 1624 nt
Organism: Sorghum bicolor (sorghum)
Lineage: Eukaryota; Viridiplantae; Streptophyta; Magnoliopsida; Poales; Poaceae
Product: lipase
Exons: 11
Coding region: 182-1240 (352 amino acids)
Biological process (GO): lipid metabolic process
Source: RefSeq, a predicted model, not a curated record
CCUUCAAGUUCUUGGCACAACCAACCCGACCGGAGGAGAGGGAGAGGAGGAGCCGGGCAUAUUCUCCCCUCCGGUGCUCCCUCCAGCGGUCCAGCCGCAGCGCCCUGAAAGCGACCGCCAACCGCAGGAGAGGGAGGCGCUCCCACUCUUCUUCCUCGCCGAGCACUCGCUGUUCAGGUUCAUGGAGAGAUGCAGCCUGGGUGCCAGCGUGGUGGCUCUCCUACUCUUGCUGUCUGGUGCUUCUCAUGGAAGAGAGCUGCCUGUCGAGGAUAGUGACCACAGUUUUAUCUACAAUCAUACUCUCGCAAAGACUCUUGUGGAAUAUGCAUCAGCGGUGUAUAUGACAGAUUUAACUUCUCUGUUUACGUGGACAUGUUCAAGAUGCAAUGACUUGACUCAAGGUUUCGAGAUGAGGUCUCUAAUUGUUGAUGUGGAGAACUGCUUGCAGGCAUUUGUUGGUGUAGCUCAUAAUCUGAAUUCGAUAAUCGUUGCAAUCAGGGGAACUCAAGAGAACAGUGUACAGAAUUGGUUAAAAGACUUGAUAUGGAAGCAGCUUGAUCUAAGUUAUCCAGGCAUGCCAAAUGCAAAGGUGCACAGUGGAUUUUUCUCCUCAUAUAACAAUACAAUUUUGCGUCUAGCUAUCACAAGUGCUGUGAACAAGGCAAGAAAAUCAUAUGGAGACAUCAAUGUCAUAGUGACAGGCCACUCGAUGGGAGGAGCUAUGGCUUCUUUUUGCGCGCUCGAUCUUGCUAUGAAGCUUGGAAGUGACAGUGUUCAACUCAUGACUUUCGGGCAGCCUCGUGUUGGCAAUGCUGCAUUCGCCUCAUGCUUUGCCAAAUAUGUACCCAACACAAUUCGAGUGACACACGGACAUGAUAUCGUGCCACAUUUGCCACCUUAUUUCUCCUUUCUUCCCCAUCUGACAUACCACCACUUCCCCAGAGAGGUAUGGGUCCAGGAUUCUGAUGGCAACAUAACUGAAAAGAUUUGUGACGACAGCGGUGAAGACCCAGAUUGUUGCAGGUGCCUCUCCAUGUUCAGCUUGAGGAUUCAGGAUCAUUUCACUUACCUAGGAGUCGAUAUGGAAGCGGACGAUUGGAGCACUUGUAGAAUCAUUACAGCUCAAAGCGUUCGGCAAUUCCGACGGGAGCUAGCCAGCAACAUCAUCAUGACAAAGCAUGAUAUCGACGUUUCCAUUGUUGAACCUAGUGUACAAACAGAUCGGAGCAGUUCUAGUUAGCUGGAGCAUUCCUUUUGUCCAAAAAGAUUCAGAGAAGAAGCAGCCUCUUCUUAAUGUAAUAGAUUUGUUCAGCGAAGAAGGCGAGCCUUGUUUUCUCUAUUAUAGUCCAGCCAGAUUGGGAUGCUUUUUUAGAUAAAGGAAAUAAAUCCGGUUUCAUCUCUUGUAACAAAGAGAAUCAGAGACCAUGAUGUAAACAUGUAGACUGUAGGUAUGUACAUAAGAAAGGAAGGAAGAUCAUAGACACAGUGUAUGUUGGAUGAUGAUAGGGAUUGCUUCUGUAAAUAUAUAUACACGGUGUAUGUAAACUUGCAAUAACACAGAAUGUGGCUGUACAGGUAGAUAUACAGAUGGACCUGAUCAAGGUCAACGCGCUUUUGCGAUGUG